CAAACGUCACAACAAACACUUUCUUGUUCUUUGCAACAGCCGAUAUCACGUGCUUGCAAUGUUUUUCCUGUAAAAUCGUUCAAAUAUUUCGAUAAAUUCGAGAAAAUACGGUAAAAAUGUCCAAGUUUACCCAUCUGGUGGUCGAUACGUCCGCAUUCAUCAAAAAUGCUCCGCUGCAGGACUUGGCGGAGAACUGCUACACAGUGCAGGGCGUUGUGGACGAGAUAAAAAACGAUCGCCAGCUGAAGCGGCUGGUGGUGCUGCCAUACAGUCUCCAGGUGCGGGAACCAGACUCGGAAGUUCUGGCCAAGGUGACCAACUUCGCUAAAAAGACCGGCGAUUUUGCUUCGCUUUCGUUGGUGGAUUUGAAGGUGCUGGCUUUGACCUAUCAACUGGAGAAGGAACAUGUGGGAACGGAACACUUAAGGGAGGAACCUAAGCCUGCCAAGACCGUGUCUUCCGGACAGAAGCCGCAGGAGCUCGUGGGGACCGGGAAGGUGCUGGGUUUCUACGAAGGGAAGAAGGCUGAAACGGAAGCUGGCCCAAGCGGAUCUGUGGAGAAGGGAGAUGAUGAACCAGCGAUGGAGAUUGAGGAAAGUUCCGAAGAACUGGUGGAGCAGCUUGCGGAACUAUGCUCAGAUGAAGCGGAGGAAUUGGAGGAACAAAUCCUGAAAAAGAUCGAACCACAGGAAGCAGAAGAUGAAGAGGACAUGUCGGAGGAUGAAGAGGAAGCUGGACAAGCGGAAGACGAGGAUGAUGACGACGACGAAGGCUGGAUUACUCCAUCGAAUAUUAAGGAAAUCAAACGAGACUACGGUACGGAUCUACUAGAAGAAAGUGCCUCUCCAGUCGCUUGUAUGACCACGGAUUUCGCCAUGCAGAACGUCCUGAAACAGAUAGGACUCCACAUAGCGGCCCUGGACGGUCGCGUCAUCAAACAUGCCAGAACCUACAUUCUCCGUUGUUACGCAUGCUUCAAAACCACCCCGGACUCCACGAAACGGUUCUGUCCCAACUGUGGAAACAACACCCUCAAAAAAGUCGCCGUCUCUUUGGAUGCGGAUGGCCAACAGGUGAUUCACAUCAACACUCGUCGCCCCCUCACAGCCCGCUACAAGAAUCGUCCGGUGGCCAAAUUCGAUGGUGGGAAACACGCCACCAAUCCGUUGAUGUUCGAGGACCAACCGCUGCCGCAGCAGAGAAUAUCCGCCAAGGCCAAGGCGAAGACCAAUGCGCUGGGGGAUGACUAUACCGCGGGGUAUUCGCCCUUCGUGAUGAGGGAUGUGGACUCGCGGUCGGCCGUGCUGCGCGGAAAGUCCAACCUGAAGCAGUGGAUGAAGAACUAUGAGUAUGAUAAUCACCGAAGGGGCUAUAAGAAGUAAUAGAAGAGAGUAGGGGAUGUUAUUGUGUUGGGAAGGCAAUAAAAGAAUCAUUAUGUGAA
Messenger RNA from Aedes aegypti (yellow fever mosquito), 1441 nucleotides. Its product is annotated as RNA-binding protein NOB1. The coding region runs from base 117 to 1382 and encodes 421 amino acids. NCBI's taxonomy places the organism in Eukaryota, Metazoa, Arthropoda, Insecta, Diptera, Culicidae. Gene Ontology annotation, molecular function: RNA endonuclease activity. Gene Ontology annotation, biological process: maturation of SSU-rRNA; ribosomal small subunit biogenesis. The transcript is spliced from 2 exons. Gene Ontology annotation, cellular component: preribosome, small subunit precursor. The record is from RefSeq and is a predicted model, not a curated record.